Molecule: messenger RNA, 366 nt
Organism: Nematocida ausubeli
Lineage: Eukaryota; Fungi; Microsporidia
Exons: 1
Coding region: 1-366 (121 amino acids)
Biological process (GO): cellular response to oxidative stress
Cellular component (GO): cytoplasm
Molecular function (GO): glutathione disulfide oxidoreductase activity
Source: RefSeq, a predicted model, not a curated record
AUGGUAGAGGUAUCUUCUGAAAUGGAGCAACUUAAGGCCUUAAUACUAGCUAAGCCUAUUUUUGCAGCAAUUAAAACCACAUGCUCUUUCUGUGUUAGAUUCUUAAGCACCAUUGAUAAGCUCAAAUAUGCGGAUCUUACACAGACAAUUAAUGAAAGACAUCAUGAGCCAUUGCUGACAAAACUAAGGGAAAUAGUCCAGAAAACAUACGGACACAAAACAGUCCCCAUUGUAUUUAUUAAUGGACGAUUCAUAGGAGGAAAUGAUUCGUUUGAAAAAAUACUCAAAAACAUUAAAAACAUCAUGAGCUUGCCUAGAUUAGAUAAAUCAUUAGUGCUUACAAAAGAUGCCGUCUAUAAGGAAUGA